Messenger RNA from Danio aesculapii, 3097 nucleotides. RefSeq names its product zinc finger TRAF-type containing 1 (gene zftraf1). Gene Ontology annotation, cellular component: nucleus. The record is from RefSeq and is a predicted model, not a curated record. The transcript has 4 exons. NCBI's taxonomy places the organism in Eukaryota, Metazoa, Chordata, Actinopteri, Cypriniformes, Danionidae. The coding region runs from base 504 to 1652 and encodes 382 amino acids.
CAGAGAGAAGAGGAGGAGACAGGCAAGAAAAAAACAAAGAUGGCAGUGUAGAUUAAGGGAAGGACUAUCGAAGAGACCCUGCACCAAAUUGAUAACUUUUCAGCUUUCGGACGAAUCCGGAUCGUGCUCGGUUGCGAUCGGAAAGUGGACCGGGGAGGAAUAGCCCGGUGGGGUCACGGAGAGUCGCCGUGCGCGUGCUGUCACGGUGGAUAACGCCGUUAAACAACAGCCUGUUGUUUUGUUGAGUCCUAGCUGUUUUUCCUCUCUUCACAACCUUAAUAUAUGCUAAAAACACAUGCAUUCAUGCCCGCAGUGACAUACAGAUGAAAUUAAAUCCGCUGUCCCCUAUCAUACAGUCAUAUUACCCGAAAUUAACCUGUUUACGCUUGAUGGUUUGCGUCUGAGCGCAUUGUUGGCUCUCCAAGACCCCCCAUCAUCCUCAUCAUUACAGGCCGGAUUUACACUGACAAUCGGCGGAUCCUGAGAGCCCGAAUAUCCCUCGGAUGUCUUCGAUGGAAGAGCGGAUGGAACUGGGAGUUGCGGCCGCCCCGGGCUCCUCAUCCUCGGGUCUGGGUGUCGGUCCUGUGGGGGGCGCCCUGGAUGCUGGUCCGGGCAGCGCUGGACUGGCAGGUAUCCAGGAGGAGUCCGGGGUGCGCAGGGACGGUUCGGUUGGCGAGGCCGAUCCGGACGCACCGCCCAAAAAGCGCGUCCGGCUGCAGGAGGGCGAAGCGGGGAAGCUGGAGGAGCGGCUGUACUCGGUGCUCUGCUGCACGGUGUGUCUGGACCUGCCUAAAGCCUCGGUGUAUCAGUGUACGAAUGGGCACCUGAUGUGCGCAGGCUGCUUCAUUCACCUGCUUGCGGACUCGCGUCUGAAAGAGGAGCAGGCCACGUGUCCGAACUGCCGCUGUGAGAUCAGUAAGAGUCUGUGCUGCAGGAAUCUGGCGGUGGAGAAGGCCGUAAGUGAACUGCCCUCUGAGUGCAGCUACUGCCUCAAACAGUUCCCUCGCUCCGGCCUCGACCGCCACCAGACAGAGGAGUGUCAGGACAGAGUGACGCAGUGUAAGUACAAGCGGAUUGGCUGUCCGUGGCAGGGCCCGUUUCAUGAGCUCAGCGCCCAUGAGGCCGAGUGCUGCCACCCGUCUAAAACUGGCAUGGAGCUGAUGGGCAUCCUGGACGAGAUGGACCAGAGCCAUCGCAGAGAACUUCAGCUCUACAACAGCAUCUUCAGCCUACUGUGCUUUGAGAAGAUCGGCUUUACAGAGGUGCAGUUCCGGCCGUACCGCACUGACGACUUCAUCACGCGACUCUACUACGAGACGCCGCGCUUCACCGUGCUCAACCAGACUUGGGUGCUGAAGGCGCGGGUCAACGACUCAGAGCGCAACCCCAACCUGUCCUGCAAACGCACGCUCGCCUUCCAGCUCAUCCUGAAGAGCAAAGUGAACUCUGCGCUGGAGUGCUCCUUCCUGCUUCUGAAGGGCCCAUACGAGGACGUCAAAAUCAAGCCCGUCAUCCAGCACCAUGUCUUCUCCAACGACGCCAAUGAAACCGAGUACGCCCCGCUGCCCAUCUGCGACAGCGUGGAGUGCAACAAGCUGCUGGCUGCCAAAAACAUCAACCUCCGCCUCUUCAUCUUUCAGAUCCAGAAAUAGAGGGGACGCAAGACACGGAUCGGCGUGAACAAAAGAGGAGCGAAGAGGGGAAAGGAGCACCACUGAACCACAGAUACCUCGACUGAAGCAAAACAAGGAGGAACACGGCCCAUCAGUACUGCAGUAGAUCGUUUGUUUGUGUGUGAGUGUGUGUUGUUGCCGCCGGUAAGCUUUCAGACCCUCUAAGGCCAAAAAAAGAAGACGACAAAAAAAAUAAAAAAAAGUCAACAGUGUCACCCAACACCCUGCUGAUCUCUCGCUGGCAGAGCAGGACGGGCCUGAAUGAACACCAUCAGUGGAUAUCAGUCAGACCAAUGCUGAGGAACGAGACUGAAGGAGCGCUAGAGGUCUAGAUCAUUCAACUCUGUGUUUCCAUGCAGUUUUCAGAGCUUCUUCUCGAGGCCGUGACUGCUUUAAGUGUAUUUUCGUAUGUGAAGGUGGCCAUUUUCAUUGCAGUCUCGCUAAACAAAAUGGCCACCGAUCCUAAACCUGAAAGAUGCGAUUUGCAUGUUUUUAGUUUCUCCUCUUGUGCCCUCUGGAAAAGCACACUUUUUAGUUGCGUAGCAUAAUAAUCUUGACCCUAUCAACGCAUUUAUUUAAAAACCUGUGAAUCUUGCCUUUUUCCCCUCCCUCCCUCACAUGAUCUUGUCUUUUUUGAUCCCUGCUGGUUUGUGAACGACACAGGUAGAUUUCACACCUCAUGAUGUCAUGGAUAUUUAUAUUUAUUGCUUUUAUUUAACCUGCAUUAAUUAAAACAGACUUUUACCAAAUCACUCAUCCACUUAACACUGAGAGACUGGAAAGAUCUGAUAGCGAGCCAUUGUUACAAACCCCUUCCCUUCUUCAACCCUCAUCCAUCUACACGCACAAACACACACACAGAUUUGGUGGUUUAUGAGGACUCUCCAUAGGCGUAAUGUAUUUUAUACUGUGAAAAACGCUUAUAAUAUUGCCUUACUGGUGUCUCCUUGCAAUCAUAAACCCAAACCUCACAAGAAACCUCUGGCAAAUUUUCAAUGUGAAAAGCCCUGUUAAGUAUGAUUUUCAUCAGUUUUAAACAGCAAGGCAUGUGCUCAUAAACCACUUCAACAUUGUAAUACCUAGGUCAUACUCAUGUCAUUAUACUAAUGUCCUCAUAAGCCACCAAAACCAGUACACACACGACUUUCCUUCAUUAAAUAUACACAAACACACGCACACAAAGCUGGGGGUACAAAAGAGCCAAUGGGGUAAUCGGAUCUCGGUUCAGAUGAACACGGCUGUGACUUAGUUUUGACAUACUUGAAUUCAUGAACGACAGAACAACAAACAGUUGAGCUGAUCCGGCAGAGACGGUCACUUCUGAUUAGAGGAGAUUAGUUGAAAACUAUUUCUGCAUCUAAAAGCUUUUAUUUCUCACACUCUGGCUGUAUAUGUGCCUUUCUAUUAAAGCUCAUUUAAACUUG